CCGAACUUUUCGAUGUGACGUCAUUGACAGACAUGAAAUACGGAAAUUAGAAAUGGCUGCGAUGGGUAGUGGACGGGGGACGAUGGAAUCCCAAAAUCAAGUGCAAAGUGAUAAUGUAGACCGUUUAAAAUUGCUUUAUCCUAAUGUGAACGAAGAUGAAACACCCUUACCGAGGUCAUGGAGUACAAAGGACAAAUUCAGCUACAUCGGGUUAUCGCAAAAUAAUCUCAGAGUGCACUACAAAGGUGGGACGCAGGGUCCGGGCCGAAGACCCCACCUGCCCUACCUCCACUUACGCCUCUGGAUGUAUCGUCAUGGAAAAACACACAAGGACGCGGCGAGCGUCCGCGCCACACACCCGAUACCGGCGGCCUGUGGUCUCUACUACUUCGAAGUGCGGAUCGUGUCCAAAGGUCGUGACGGGUACAUGGGCAUCGGUCUGUCAGCGCACGGAGUCAACAUGAACCGAUUGCCUGGUUGGGACAAACACUCGUACGGGUACCACGGCGACGACGGGCACUCGUUCUGUUCGUCGGGUACGGGUCAACCCUACGGCCCCACCUUCACCACCGGUGACGUCAUCGGCUGUGGCGUCAACUUGGUCGACAAUACGUGUUUCUACACUAAGAACGGCCACCAUCUAGGAAUAGCAUUCAGAGGACUGCCACCCAAUCUAUAUCCAACAGUUGGUCUCCAAACACCCGGCGAGGUGGUGGACGCCAAUUUUGGUCAACAACCAUUCGUGUUCGACAUAGAGGACAUGCUGAGGGAAUUACGAGCGAGAACACGUCUCGCUAUUGACGAAUUCCCUCUACCGGACGAGCAGGGCCAGUGGCAACAGGUUUUACACAGAAUGGUAUCGUCGUAUCUCGUACACCACGGCUACUGCAGCACGGCGCAGGCGUUUUCCCGCUCCACCGGUCAGCCUAUCGACGAGGACAUAGCAUCCAUUAAAAAUAGACAAAGGAUAUCAAAGCUAGUGCUGUCCGGCCGGAUCGGAGAGGCGAUAGAGGUGGCGCGCCGGCUGUACCCCGGCCUGCUCGAGCGCGACCACGAGCUGCUGCUGCUGCUCAAGUGCAGGCAGUUCGUCGAGAUGGUCAACGGCUCCGACUCGGAGUCGCUGUGCGAGGACGGCGGCGAAGGCGAGUGCGUGGACGGCGGCGUGGGGGGCGCCGACGGCAGCAACGGCGUGGCCACCUCCGUCAUCUCGCACACGGGCCGCGCGCCGCCGCUCGCCGCCAACGGCGACCACGCGCCGCACACCAACGGUGUGUCGGAGGCGGAGGCGGAGGCGGAGGCGGAGCUGCGCCUCGGCUGCGACGUGGACAUGCCGGCCGCCGCCAACGGCGCUCACGACGGUGGGGAGCUGCCGCUGGUGAAGGGCAUGCCCGGCGUGACGGCGAGCGUGUCGGCGCUGCUGCGCCGCGCGGAGGGCGAGGGCGGCUCGCGCGCGUCGGUGGAGCGCAUGCUGGCGUUCGGCCGCGACCUGUACGCCAUGAGCCAGGACCUCAAGCCCGACCACUACCUCAAGGCCAUGCUCGAGGACGCGUUCAGCCUGCUGGCGUACAGCAACCCCUGGGACAGCCCCAACGGCUGGCAGCUGGAGGCCGUGUGGCGCGAGCCCGUCUGCGAGGCCUUCAACGCCGCCAUCCUGGAGUGGGCGGGGCUGGCCAGCGUGUCGCCGGUGGAGGCGUGCGUGGCGCAGUCGGGCGAGCUGCUGCGGCGCAUGGCGCGCGCGGCGCUGGGCGCGUGCGCCUUCGCCGACCUGCCGGCGCUGCUGCGGCGCUGACCCCGCCGCCCCGGGACGCCGCCGCCGGCCGCG
Messenger RNA from Vanessa tameamea, 1822 nucleotides. RefSeq names its product Ran-binding protein M (gene RanBPM). The coding region runs from base 53 to 1789 and encodes 578 amino acids. The transcript is spliced from 13 exons. NCBI's taxonomy places the organism in Eukaryota, Metazoa, Arthropoda, Insecta, Lepidoptera, Nymphalidae. Gene Ontology annotation, molecular function: protein binding. Gene Ontology annotation, cellular component: nucleus; cytoplasm. Gene Ontology annotation, biological process: proteasome-mediated ubiquitin-dependent protein catabolic process. The record is from RefSeq and is a predicted model, not a curated record.